AUGGCGUCCACUAAGGCUCCGGUUACAAUGGCCGGAAGCGGUCUCAAGACCUACUACAGGAACAAGAUCGAGGCGGCGGAGCACGAGAUCACGAAGAAGACCCAGAACCUGCGACGAUUGGAGGCCCAGCGCAAUGCCCUCAACACCCGAGUGCGCCUUCUCCGCGAGGAGCUGCAGGUGCUGCAGGAGCCGGGAAGUUAUGUCGGCGAGGUGAUCAAGGUGAUGGGCAAGAAGAAGGUUCUCGUCAAGGUGCAGCCCGAGGGCAAGUACGUCGUCGACUUCUCCCCCGACAUCCCGGCGUCUUCCCUCACCCCGAACCUGCGUGUAGCUCUGCGCGCCGACUCGUACCUCCUCCACUCGAUUCUGCCGAACAAGGUCGACCCGCUCGUCUCGCUCAUGAUGGUUGAGAAGGUGCCUGAUUCGACGUAUGAGAUGGUUGGUGGUCUGGACAAGCAGAUCAAGGAGAUCAAGGAGGUCAUUGAGCUGCCCGUCAAGCACCCGGAGCUGUUCGAGUCGCUCGGUAUCGCGCAGCCGAAGGGUGUCCUUCUCUACGGUCCUCCGGGAACUGGAAAGACGCUGCUCGCGCGUGCGGUUGCUCACCACACCGACUGUCGCUUCAUCCGUGUGUCUGGUUCCGAGCUCGUGCAGAAGUACAUCGGAGAGGGAUCGCGAAUGGUGCGCGAGCUGUUCGUCAUGGCGCGCGAGCACGCUCCCUCAAUCAUCUUCAUGGACGAGAUUGACUCGAUCGGUUCCUCGCGUGGUGGAGAGGGCGGCGGCGGCGGUGACUCGGAGGUGCAGCGCACGAUGAUGGAGCUGCUGAACCAGCUCGACGGCUUCGAGCCGACCAAGAACAUCAAGGUCAUCAUGGCGACGAACCGUAUCGACAUUCUCGACUCGGCCCUGCUGCGACCAGGACGUAUCGACCGCAAGAUCGAGUUCCCGCCCCCCAACCCGGAAGCGCGUAUUACGAUUCUCAAGAUCCACUCGCGCAAGAUGUCCCUCCAGCGCGGCAUCAACUUCCGCUCUCUCGCCGAGAAGAUGGGCAACUGCUCCGGCGCCGAGGUCCGCGGCAUCUGUACCGAGGCGGGCAUGUAUGCGCUCCGCGAGCGCAGGCAGUAUGUUGGACAGGAGGACUUUGAGAUGGCGGUCGCCAAGGUGUUGAAGCGUGGCGCGGAGAGCAACACGUCGGUCAACAAGCUGUUCAGCUAA
Messenger RNA from Trichosporon asahii var. asahii CBS 2479, 1209 nucleotides. RefSeq names its product 26S protease regulatory subunit 6B. The record is from RefSeq and is a predicted model, not a curated record. Gene Ontology annotation, molecular function: ATP hydrolysis activity; ATP binding; proteasome-activating activity. The transcript has 4 exons. Gene Ontology annotation, biological process: proteasome-mediated ubiquitin-dependent protein catabolic process. Gene Ontology annotation, cellular component: proteasome regulatory particle, base subcomplex. Lineage: Eukaryota; Fungi; Basidiomycota; Tremellomycetes; Trichosporonales; Trichosporonaceae. The coding region runs from base 1 to 1209 and encodes 402 amino acids.